Messenger RNA from Racocetra persica, 477 nucleotides. Lineage: Eukaryota; Fungi; Glomeromycota; Glomeromycetes; Diversisporales; Gigasporaceae. The record is from the annotation of a GenBank genome assembly.
AUGUUCAAAAAGUUCAAUAUAAAAGAAGACGUAGCUACUCAAUCCUUGGUAAAAACUUCAGUUCAACGAAGUAUUCGUUCUAAAAUUCUUGAACAGUAUAAAAAGUUAGAACCAUUUGACCAACAGACCAUAUUAUUCUUUCAACACUUUGAUGGACCUUAUUAUCCAACACUGCGAUUACUUCAUAAAUAUCCAGACGCUUUUCCAAGGUUACAAGUAGAUAGGGGCGCAAUUAAAUUUAUCCUAUCCGGCGCAAACAUAAUGUGCCCCGGUUUAACGAGCAAAGGCGCUAGAAUGGAUGAAGACUUACCAACUGAUACUAUUGUUGGUGUGUUUGCCGAAGGAAAAGAACAUGCUCUUGCAAUAGGACUGACAAAAAUGUCUACCGAAGACAUUAAAAAGAUCAACAAGAAUAUAGGUGUUGAAAAUGUUCACUACUUAAAUGAUCCAUUAUGGAAGAGUUUUAUAGAAGCAUAG